ACUUUCCACAUUAAUUUGGUCUUUUCGGCCUCUGUUUAACGCUAUUAGUGCAGUGGGAGCUUUAUUUAGACAAUAUGAGCGGAUGCUAGUUCCUCCUUGAUGAAAGGACUGACACUGGUGACAAAAUCAGCGGUGCGCCCCGUGGUACCCGCACAUCCAGCAGCACUCCCCGUUGAUAACUGAAAAUCAAGAAGGGAGAGAACACCCAAUGGAUCUACGGUCUUUAAAAAUAGAUUUUAAUUGAAAAAGAGAAAAGAAAAACUUAUAGAAAAGGAGAGUUUUCACUGAGGGGGAAAAUGGGACUUUUGGGGUAUCCAUCCAUCCACUGGUCUCCAGUCAGCUCCACAUUAAAGUGGAGCGGAACUCUCGGACGCGCUGCCCGACCUUUGCUGCGCCUCGGUGCGCCCCGUCAAACAUUAAGCCUACAAUGGUAGUGGCUCUGCUUUAACCAUGGGCGCGCACAUCCUGGAGUCCAACUCCAGCGCCAACCUGACACCUGCGGUGUCCGAGGCUGGGACCGUGCUCCCGGGUUACCUGGUGGUCAUUUUAUCGGCGCUUAUGGUGGCUCUGGUGAUUGUGGUGGUGGCUGGGAACGCACUGGUCAUCAUGGCUUUCAUCGUGGAUAAAACCCUUAGGAAUCAGAGCAACUACUUCUUUCUGAACCUCGCCAUCUCCGAUUUUCUCGUGGGUGCCUUCUGCAUCCCAGUGUACAUCCCUUACAACCUGACCGGGAGAUGGAUGCUGGGGAAGGGGCUCUGCAAGGUCUGGCUGGUCAUGGACUACCUGCUAUGCUCUGCCUCUGUUUUCAACAUUGUCCUCAUUAGUUAUGAUCGCUUCCUGUCAGUCACUAGGGCAGUUAAAUACAGAGCUCAGAGGAAUAUCACCCGCCAGGCGGUGCUGAAGAUGGUGGCGGUCUGGGUGCUGGCUUUCCUCCUUUACGGCCCUGCGAUCAUCUUCUGGGAGGCAAUUGUGGGCCAGAGCAUAGUCCCGGACCACGAGUGCUAUGCAGAGUUUUAUUUCACCUGGUAUUUCCUGCUCAGCGCUUCGACCUUUGAGUUCUUCACCCCGUUUGUGUCAGUGGCCUUUUUCAACCUCAGCAUCUACCUUAACAUCCAUCAGAGAAACAAGAGAGGAAACAUUGGUGCAGAGGUUGAGGGCAAGCCACAGAGGAAACCUAAGAAGCUCAGAGACAGCGCAGGCGGCUGGUCUGUGUUUUUCGUGAAGACUCGGAAGGUGACUUCCAGCGAGCCAGCUGCUAUCCCGCCGGUCAUAGAGGACGACGACAUUCUGUCCCCCUCCUGUAGCGGGUGCCCUGACACCAGUCAGAUUUUUGUCCAGAGGGAGAAGUUCUCUCCGCAGAGAAGAAACUCCAGGCUGUUUCAGCACACAGCUUCCUGCAUGGUUCCCGGCCGGAGAACUCCCGGAUCGCGCCUUUCCCGAGAUAAAAAGAUUGCCAAAUCGUUGGCUAUUAUUGUCUGUAUUUUUGGGAUAUGCUGGGCUCCGUACACUCUGCUUAUGAUUAUCCGCGCUGCCUGUGGCGGCGAAUGUGUGGCAAACUACUGGUACGAGAUCACAUUCUGGCUUCUGUGGCUGAACUCGGCCAUCAACCCGUUCCUGUAUCCUUUGUGCCACAGCAGCUUCCGAAGAGCUUUUUCAAAGAUACUGUGUCCUAAGAGACAGUCAGUGCAGCCUCAAAUUGAGGUGCAGUCCUGCUAGAUGAGCUCAGCCAUAUUUUAUGAAUGCAGUAAGAAUUGAUGGUCAUACGCUGUAAAAAUCCAUACAAUGUUCUUCCAUUUAAAAAAGGUGUCAAACCUUAAAGAAAUGUUUGUAUAUGAAGGGAUAGUUUGGAUAUUUAAAAAGGAGGCUCUGUGAAGUCAUUAUCAUGGAGUAGACAGAUGUCAUAUAGCAGUGAGUUUGUAGAAAACUGAAGAAAUGCUAAGAGUGAUGGGAGGCUAACAGGAAGUCUGACUGAUUUCCCAUUUAAGCUGUUGCUACCAUUUUAAAACAACUCAAACCAAAAAUGUUACAUCCCUAGGAUACAGCACUAGAAUAGCGGAUAUUAUAUGUGUAUUUUCACAAGACGCUAAUGGGUGCUGAUUAGUUAGCUGAACAUCAGUGUUACUAAGCUAAAAAAACAGGCAAAAAUUGAUGGCUGUAUCAAUCCACCUCAUCAACUGUGUAUUAUCUGUUUGCUUUUAUCUUUGUGGCACUAGUGGCCUUUAUUUUGUAAGUUGUUCGACAGGAAAUGGGGUGGAAAGAGAGAGGAGAAGACGACAUGCAGCCGGGUUUGGAACCCACGACGGCUGUGUCCAGGACUGGAGCCUCCGUACAUGGGUCAUGCGCUUUUCCCCUGUGCCAUUGCCACGUCCUGUCUGUUUGCUUUUAUGUCUGCUAAGGGUGGAGUAAUGCUUUGUUUGGAUUAUCUGACUUUGUUAAAGUUAGCACAUUCCUGGGAUUUGCAGUAUCUCACUUUUGUAUGGAAAAUAUCGCAGCACAUCUGGUGGAUUGAUAUGUUGAAUUUAUACAGCCUCAACCUAAAGUAGGUUUGCAGAGUAACAACGACGUUGCCUGGAUAGGAAACCGCCUCAAAUUUACGGUUAGUUUAAUAUUAGCUAAUAUAGUGUUGUAUCCCACGGAUAGAACUAGUUUUAGUUUGGGUUCUUUUAAAAUCAUGGCUAAAAUCAUCCAAAACCAAGGGGUCUGAGUUAUUAUCUCCAACUGUUUCCUUUCCUAUAGUAGAAAUGUAUCGUAGCAACUUUGUUGAAAACUACAAGACUGUUCAGAGCGAUAGAAGAUUAUCAGUUUGCCAGGAAAGACCCCCGAUUCUAGCUCAUGUGAAACAACUCAAAAUCAAUAGUUUUUAUCCAUGGGAUGUAAUGUUAUAUUAUAGAUAAUAUACUUCUUUCGUAUGAGAUCACUGAUUGCUGUUUUCACAGCUUGUAUGCUACUGCACUAUAGUAAUGUUGGGAGGAACUCCAAGAGUCAAUCUGGGUUGCCAAGAGUAUAGUGAGUGUAGUGCUCUUGGCGAAUAAGCUAAGAAAGCAGUGACAAAUAUAGCAAUGCCUUUUUGUAAAAUUGCAGGAGGUCACCCACCCAUUGUCUAAAGCCACUUAUACAUGAAAGGUAGCAGGUACAUGGUCCCUAUGUCUAGUGGUCAUCGGGCGAGAGGCCGGGUACACCCUGAACAGAUCGACGGUCUAUCAGAGAGCAACACAGAGACACACAGUCAUCCACACACACACUACCUAUAAGCUGUAUCCACCAAACCUAAGGGCAAUUUUAGAGAGACCAAUUAACCUAACAGUCAUGCUUUUAGACUGUGAGAAGAAGCUGGAGUACCCAGAAAGAAACCAUGGAAAGGGAGAACAUGCGAACUCCAUGCAGACCCCAAGGAUUUGAACCUAGGGCCUUCUUGCUGCAAAGUAACAACUGUCCUGCCAUGCAGCUCAAUUUAAGAGUCAGAACCUAAAUAAAAGACAGGGGGCCUCUCCUGACAUAUUCACAUGGCUGCUUUAUUGUGAUUUUGAUCUGUUUUGUAUGGGUUUAAUUUUUGACUUUCCUUCAGAACUGGUUGGUAACACAGCACAGCUUGUGUCUGUAUCUGGCCUGUCUAUCAUUUAGCCUUUCACCAAUCUGAGGAUUUCUUAACUUUUCUAUAAACUCACUGCAAUACAUUUUUGUUCAAUAAGGAAAUAAACUGUUGCUGGUAAUAACUUAACUUCAAGACACCCAAGCUAUCUCUUUAUGUGAGAAUUGUCAGGAUAUAUUUGACAGCAAUACAACAAUGCAAAAUAGUCAUGUUUGUUCAUAAUUACAGAGUAGUGGAGUGGAUUCCCACUGAAUCUGUAUCAGUAGGUAUAAUUUCUCUUGAUGAAAGUGCCCUCGGAUUUUUCUUUUAAAAGAUGUAAGCGAUGGUUUCAAAAUGUAUGUAAACCUUCACUGUAACUAGAUCAAGAUGGAUUACUGUGGUUUAGGCUUUGAGGUCUUAAUGUGCUAAAGGUGUGAGGUGAUAAUUUAUGUAGACAUUCAGUGAUUACCAUAAUUCUGUCCAGGUUAUUGUAUUAGGCCUCCUGUACAGCACAUAAAAAUGAUAAAUUAGUGUCUGUCUGAUGACAAGCACAAAGAAAGACCUAGAUGACGCCUUCGCACAACAUUCAGGUUUGGUCGUUAAGAGGGAAAACCUCUUAAAUUACAUUUACAUCAAGCUAAUAAGAAAUAAGGAUUUAAUGUUUCUUUAAUGAUUUCAAGCUCUUUCUGCACAUGAAGUUCUUUUGCUUUACCUUUUCAAAUCCAUAGCUCUUAAUCUGAGAAGAAAACCCCUUGCAUAUGCCUUCAAAAAGCCAAUUCAAGCUUUUCAUCAUGUAGCAAUAGAAUUAUUAAUGAUAGGUCCUUAAACAUCAAAGCACAAGAAGAACUGACUACUGGCUGUCUUUUUAUCACUCCCCUUCUGUUGCCUUUACAGAGUUUAUAUUUAAAUGAUGCUGUUGUUGAUGUUGAUAAUGUCAUGAAAUGCAAAACAAGAUUAAAACCCUGGUUCACUCAGAUCUGUUCGAGACAAGACUUUGCCUCUUCAUACCACAAAUAGAGAGACCUAAAUGUCAAAUGCAGCUUGGUGACUCGUCUCUGGGGAGUGCGGGAUGUUUUACACUGAUAGAACGUGCAUUCACGCAUGUUAGUCUCUGUACCUAAUAGACUAUGACUUGAGGUUUGGUCUGUUUCGAUGAAUAAUAAGGAAUCGUUUGUAAUCUGUGUAAAGGUUCAGCUACUAACAUUUAUUUUACUUAAGUAAUUCUCCCACACUCAGGUUCUGAUCCAAUUGUUUGUUUAAUCAUUUGUAUAAUACAUGUCAUUUUAACCUUUAACAGACAAUCAUCAUGGGUGUAAAUAUCUUAAUUUCGUGUUUAGUGAUUCAUUAAAACCAUUCUAUUUUUCA
Molecule: messenger RNA, 4933 nt
Organism: Girardinichthys multiradiatus
Lineage: Eukaryota; Metazoa; Chordata; Actinopteri; Cyprinodontiformes; Goodeidae
Product: histamine H3 receptor
Exons: 3
Coding region: 451-1716 (421 amino acids)
Biological process (GO): adenylate cyclase-activating adrenergic receptor signaling pathway
Cellular component (GO): membrane
Molecular function (GO): histamine receptor activity
Source: RefSeq, a predicted model, not a curated record